Molecule: messenger RNA, 6563 nt
Organism: Biomphalaria glabrata
Lineage: Eukaryota; Metazoa; Mollusca; Gastropoda; Planorbidae
Product: A disintegrin and metalloproteinase with thrombospondin motifs 7-like
Exons: 6
Coding region: 290-988 (232 amino acids)
Biological process (GO): extracellular matrix organization
Cellular component (GO): extracellular matrix
Molecular function (GO): protein binding; metalloendopeptidase activity
Source: RefSeq, a predicted model, not a curated record
GGUGUACAGUGUCAACAAUCACAGCUGCUUUACUCGGCACACGGCAGAGUCGACAAGAGUUACACCACCGAGUUACACAUUGUUGUAUGCAUCAGUGUCCUGGUACAUUCCAAUAGAUCUAUUUACUGCCACCAAGGAGUAGACCUAGUCGUUUGUGUACCGAUAGCCAGCACAAAGAUAACAAAACAACACACCGAUCGACCGUGUUCGUGUGCUCAACUAGGCUUUUCAAUUUUCAGACUUGUUAGAGGAUGCAAAUUUGAUACGAAAUUUUCCUUAAAAAGGAGAUAUGUGUGUCCAAGAGAUCUGGCUCCAUCUACUGUUUCAGCUGUUCUUAUUUAAACUAUCUUCACAAGCCAAUGAUAAGGUCAAAGGUUACUGGGGUGAGUGGGGACCAUUUAGUCAAUGUAGCGCCACCUGUGGACCUGGUUUCAUGAAAAAGGAGAGAGUAUGGAUUCACGACCCAGCUGAUGGUGAGAAAGCACAGGAGAAGUGGACCUCUAUUGUGAAUUUUGCAUGUGUGGAUGAAAAGUACCCAAACUGUCCAGAGGAUGGGAGGUGGACAGGUUGGACUGGCUGGAGUGCAUGUACUAAAGCCUGUGGCAGUGGAAUCCGAGACAGGACCAGGGAAUGCUAUGGCCAGCUGUACGGAGGCAAGGACUGUGACGGUGAAAACAAACAGAAAGAAGAUUGUAAUCCAGACCCUUGUCCUCCAUUGCCUAAGAAAUUUGACUUAAUGCAAUGUAAAACUGACACCAACUUUACCUGUGAGAGCAAGAAGAUGUGCAUACCUGUCUUUCAGAAGUGUGAUGGCACUGUCCAGUGUCACGACGGCAGUGAUGAGAUGAAGUGUUCUUUUUCUAGAGGUCAUCAUGGCCAUAUUUAUUAUGAUCUCCGAAGAAAUGGUGGCUCUUCUAACUUUGUCAGCAUUUGGUGGAGUUGCUUUGGUCUUGUUGUUAUGAAACCUUUUUUCAUGUUGAUAUUUUGAAGGAACAAAAAUAUGUUAAGUGUUUUCUUACAAGUAACCUCAUUGCCAGAUUGAACGAAAAGCAUCAAAUGAUCAUGAUAAACAGUCAUACUGUGUUAACUGCAGUCUAUACCACUAUUUAUUGUGUAUAGUUUAAAAACAUGAAAAGCUUAGCGCCAGCAUUUUUUUUUUCUUUUGUAAAAAGAAUUCUUAAAAUUGUUGGUUCAUGUACUUGUAGGACAAAGAGAUGUUAGAUUCUCAUUUCCCGUGACUCAAAUCCCUUUUCUGUUGUAGUUUUUGGGUGAAAAAAAAACUCAAUAAGGAGAGUGGUUAUGUAGUAAGGUAAUGUAUGUUUAAAUGUCAGUUUGUGUGUCCCAACAUAAAAGUCACCUUCAAUUUCAUGUAUCUAAUAAUAGGAUGGUGCUGCCCUAGUCUGUUGGAAGCAGGGUUUUAGUCGUGAGUUCAUGUGACUCCAAUGGAUAUAUAAGUUGUGAGAGAUUGAUAAGCAGUAAAUCAUUGUGGUGGCCAAAAGGCUUAACAGUUGUCACAUAAAUAGGCAAUCUAUACUUUAUCUGAUAUUCCAGCAUAUUGUGAGACAAUGUAGAUUGAUAUCUGGUUAUAAAGUAUAAAUAUUUAUAACUCUUAUCAUCAUGAGUUUUGUGUGUGUGUGUUUUUUUCUGUUUACAUUCCAUUGCAAUCUGAGUCUUUUAGAAAUUUUGCUUGUAUGUCAUAUAAUCAUUAUAGACUAUCACAAACCUUUCUGAUUUUUACAAUCUGUAUUGUCAUCAUUCAGUUCUGUCAAGAUUUUGAUGCCAGAAUGUGCAAGAAACAAGCAUUUCUUAGGGAGCUUUAGAGGUGCUGUAUUUCCUUGACCUUUUUAGAACUUAGUCCAAAAAAAAAAAAAGAUUUUCAGCUUCAAAUAAAUUGCUCUAAAUACCUGUAUAUUAUUGUAUCAAUAAACAUAUAGGUAGUGGAAAUUUUUUUAUUUUAAGGGACACCACUCAUAAGUCUUAAAACUUGAAAUCAGCUCUAUGCACAUUCUCACUUGAAAAGCUCAUAACAUUUUACCACGUUCAUUUGAUUUUAUUUUUAUUUUUGUUUAUUUCCAGUGAAGUUGUUUUUUUUGUUGAUUUUGUAUUGUAAUGACCAAAUUUGUGCAAACUUUAUAAGUUAUUUUUUGUUUGCUUUUUUUUUUUCUCUCCCCUUUUUCAUGAAGAAAACUUUUGUUUCCCCUCUGCUUGGCAACAAAUGAAUGCGCUCUUAUUUGGAAGUAACUGACACCAAGCCUGGCAGUGUAUUCUUUUUCUUUUUACCAUUUGUAAGAGGCUUUUUUUGUUUUAGAUAUCAGCUUGUGAUGAUUAGAAACAUUGCUUUGUGAUACAUUUAUUGUCACAUAUGAUGUGGAUAUUUGAAAACAUUCCAAAUAUGGUUAUAUUUAUAAGAGAAAAAAAGACAAAAUAACACGAAAGCACCUCAUUGAGAUUCAGCUCAUUAGACCAUAGCUCAUGCUUGCUUCCUUUGCCAGUAUGUCUGUGGUGUAGCUAGUAGAAAACAUACAGAGAUUUUAAUCUUUGCUGUAUAGUAGUGUUGUUUUACAAAUUUGAAUUUGUGUGUCAUUAAACAAUUGUUUUGAUUUUUAUUGUGAUAUUUUGUGAGCCUUUUGCUUUCUGUUCAAAGUCUAACAAAUGUGUUGCUGGAAUCAUAUACUGUGCAUUCUACAUGUAUUCUUGUACUUGUCAUUUUGUCAAGUGUUUCUUUACCAAAAUGUGUACUUAAAAUCAAGAAUUUAUUACAAAUAUGUUUUAUAUUGUACAUAUUGAUAGAUCUUUAAUUAUUCUUUUUAUUAAAAACCAAGAAAAACUCUUGUAUGUUUCAGUUGUAUAUCACUGCAGCCCAUCAUUGAGACAAUUCUCUAAUUAAUGUAGUCAUUGAUCUUAAUGGUAUGUAACAUUCUUUAAUUAACAAAAUUGUUAUUCUUUCACUGCGAUGCUGUUAACAGUUUCUGUAACUAUUUUAUGUUACAUCAAUAAUUUCACCAGGAGAACCAACGCCCAAACAGACUGUUUAUGUUUAAUUUUGAAAAUGAUCUAAAUGUUUAGUAGUCUAGUUUUGAGUUAUUGAUUUAUUCUUACCCGACAUAAAUGUUCACUGCUUUGCUUUCGAGAUUUUAGUCUAUAUACCUACCCACACCAAGAUGGCAGAAAGUCACUCUCACUUCCGUGAAAGUCACAAAGCCAUCGUCAAAUUAAAUUCAUUCAGCAAAGCGUGGCAGUGAUGAGCAGGAUCAAAAUAAAUGUAGUUUUACCAUUAGUACACUUCAUGUUUAUCAAGUACCUGUGAUAGCUUUUUGCAUCAAUUAUCAAAACUGAAAACAAUAGGUCAACUUUUGGUUGACUGAAAAAAACAGGUCAACUUUUGGUUGACUGAAAGAAAAAAAAACAGGUCAACUUUUGGUUGACUGUUCCAAAGAUACAGGUGUUGUGAUCUUCUAAUUCCUUUUGAUCCUCUUAUUUUUCUAUAACAUCAAUGUAGUUUUAUUUAUGUUCAUAAUCAUUACAUUUCAUACUGUAAUAUCCUAAAAUUUGUCUGUCAUUCUAUCCUUCAAGCCUUUACAAUUGUGUGUAUAAUUUAGUUUUUAUUUUAGUUCCAUGGCAAGUCUACAACAUUAGGCACUUGUUUCAGUUGCUUCAAUGUUUGAUUGUAUAUUUUGUUACUGGUAUAUACAUAAUGAACACAAAAUUAAAGUGCGUGAUCUCAACUCACUCAAGCCAAGUUAGCGCUUAUUAAAUGUUAGCCUCUGUUGAGGUCUCCGUAACGUUUUAUGUACUUCAUUUAUUCAUCAAGUUAACAUGCGCACAAACUGCCCAAUAAGUUUCAAAACUAGCCGCUCUAUUUAUUGAAGAAAAAAAAAACAUUUUGUAGAUGAAUAUUAAAACAAUGGAAUUUGGUUUUGGAUUAAUAUCUCAUUUCCUACAUGACUCAUGUUUUUUAUAUUUAGAUUUCUUGUUAAAAGCAAUGCCUAGAUGUAAACUCAUGUUUUUACAUUCAAGUAUCACUUUUUAGUAAAAAUGUAUAGCCAAGUCCUAAACCAAGUGACACUUAGGAAUAAACAGUUAUUUCUUUCUAUAUUAGGAAUAAACAAAGUUAUUUCUUACUAUAUUUUAAAAAAUAUGUUAUUGGCCUCCUGCAGUCAUCAAACGAAUAUCUCAUAUAGCAUUUUUUCGUGUGACAGUAGAACCCUUCUGGGGAGACAUUCUCAUCCACAUGUUGUGGUGGCAUUCACUUUUAAAAAUUUAUUGAUCUAUCAAGAAAAUUAAUUCUUGUAAGAGUUAAAAGUUUUUUUUCUCCACUUUCACUGAUACAAUGCUUUGUAUCCUGUCAUUUUAUAAUGAAGUCAGGGCUGUGUAUUUAAAAAGGCCAUCUUUAUUUUCUUUAUUAUUUCAAGCCUAAUUAGUAAAUAGAACAAACACUCCAAAUUGAGAACAAAAAGUUUUGAUCUUCUGAAGAAUGUUUUAUGAUGUUUAUACAAUCUGCUUUCAUUUUAGUUAAGAUUCAAUUUUUAAUGAGAUCAACUGCUUUGUAAUUCAUUAUAAUCUUAUUUGUUCUAUGCUUUGCUUUUGAAUGAUUUUUUAAAAAAUCCUUGAUGUUAUGAAUCACCAAACGUUUAUACAAAUGGCUGAAUUGUGUUGAGCAUGAACUUAAUUUAUUUACUUUUUUAUUAAAUUAUUUGCUGGAUCCCGUUUCAAAGUCUAUCUUGCAUACCAUUGUACAUACAGAAUUGAUGGAAGAGAAAUCAUUUUCAAAGCUCAUUUGGUGUCAAGUUUUUUUAUUUUACUUUGUUUCAAAAAAUUUUUUUAAUCUAGUAGAAUUAAAAAAACUUUAUGUGUCUAAUGGCAUUGUUGGUAUGUGUCUGUAUAUUUGCUACCAUGUUGUGGUUCAGAGUGUAGAGCAGUCCUCAAUGCUGGCUUACUCACCAGAUCACAUCCUUAAAAGGUGAUAUUCACAAUGUACAAUACAGAUGCUAUAUUUAUUUCAGUAAAAAUGAUCACUAUGUACUAUGUUUAUUACUAACCUUUGAAAAAAUCCCAUGUUAGUGUUUCCUCUACUGGUGCUUUGAAUGUGUACAGCUGCUCAUGAAGGAGGGAAAGGUUGAUGUGAUCAGUUAAAGUGCAAAUAUGUAACUGCACCAAUCAAUGCCCAGGAUGUAGGUAAUUAAUUAAGCCUCAUAAGGUCUUUGGUGGCCAAAGUAGUCGAAGCAUAUAUUUUAUUUCUAUAUACUUUAAGUUUUCAGUGUUUAUUAGUCCACUUAGUCCAGGGGUUCUCAACCUGUGGGUCGCGACCCCCAUGGGGGUCGAUUGAGAAUUUGCUAGGGGUCGCCUAAGACCAUCGAAAAAAUGGAUUGUUUUUGUCUAUUCUUCUAUUGCUGUAUGUGUGUGUGAGGGGGUUCGCGGCAGAGUGGGGGAUUGUAAAAAGGGGUCGCCGAGCUUAAAAGGUUGAGAACCGCUACAUUCAUUUGGACAUCUGUAACACAAGACUAAGACAGCUUUAUUGAUCCUUAUUGGAAAUUUGUAGUGAUUACAAUGAAUAUAUAUAUUUAUAUAGUAUCUUUAGUUUUUAUAUAUGGUAGUUUUGUUUUUAUAUUAAAAUCUGGAGUAGAGUAGCUGAGUAUUGGUUAAAAUCCUAUCACUAAUGAGGGACUACUGUAAAGUCUAACAUACAACUCAGCUGUUCAAUACAAUUUGUAGAACAAUUGUGAACUAAAAAGCAACUACUAACAUACCAUUCAGCUGUUCAUAUAAUUAAUAGAUACUUUAAAUAUUCCAGCUUCGUUCAGUGUCUGCUCAGUUGACAUUUGUAUCUGUAGGCCUAUACGUUAUUUCUGAUUUUAUUCCCAUGAACCCCUUUAUUCUUUCUUUGUUCUGGUGAAGGUGCUUAGUUGAUCUUUCAGAGAUAUUCCAAGGUAGAAAAACAUAUGUCUUAAAAAGUUUAAAUGUGUUUUCAAAAUCUUAUAUAUAGAAACCAGUUCACUUUUCUCUUUUUAGUUACAAUAUUAUGACUAAGGGGUUGAGCUACCUAACAAAUGGACAUCAAAAACCUCUUAAGUCACAUGCUUUCCCAACUUUUCCAUACAACUUAUGACCUAAUUCGAAUCAAACAUAGUUAUCACAUGACCAUUUCUUUUGGUGUUUUAUCCAUGGUCAUCACAUAACCAUUCAUUUUGUUGAAUGAGGUCCAUUGUCUAGUUUAAAUCCUGAUGAAGAUUAGGAUUUUAGAUUCAAGUGAUCUCAGAGGACAGAAAACAAAAGACAUUAAUUAUGUGCAUUCAGAACCUUAAAGUCUUUAGAGAGAGAAAAUAAGAUUGUGCUCAAGCUUUUGAUUCAUCUGUCACAUAAUUUAAAGUACAGUUAAGUAUAAGUCAGUUUUAACACUUUGAGAGCUAAUUAAGUCUUUCAAGUUUGUUUCAUAGUGAACUGAAUUGAACAGCUUUUAUUUAGUUUCUUGUAAGAAUUUUAGAUUUGAUUUUGUGAAGCAAACUUUUUUUAUUUUUAUUUUUUCAAUGAAAAAAUACAAUAAAUUUGUUGUUUUUUUUUGGUGA